Molecule: messenger RNA, 945 nt
Organism: Aspergillus brunneoviolaceus CBS 621.78
Lineage: Eukaryota; Fungi; Ascomycota; Eurotiomycetes; Eurotiales; Aspergillaceae
Exons: 2
Coding region: 1-945 (314 amino acids)
Molecular function (GO): protein binding
Source: RefSeq, a predicted model, not a curated record
AUGGAUGAACAACCAACUAACCUUCUAAUCGAACUGCCCAACGAACUGCAUCUGCAGUAUGCCUCCUACCUGGACGCUAGGACCCUCAGCCGACUGAGCCGGACGUGCCAGGAAUUGAAGAACAAGUUCAGCGAGGAGCUGGAGCGAGCCCACGAAGCCCACAAGUGGGCGCUCGCGACCGUCAACUACGGGGGGGGUGAGUGGGAGUCACAAACGGCCGCCGAUGUUGAAGCCCGGGUGCGGCGAUAUUACCUGGGGGCGUCAAUCGCGGUGGCUUCCCAUCCAGAGCGAUGGUCGCGGUCCAGCCGCAUAAGGAACGUCAUAGAACAGGGCCGAGUCGGCCUGCUAGAGAAGUACCUGAAAGCCCGGGGCGAUCCCAAUCUCCGCCUCAGACCAGAAAUAGCGUCCCCCCUCCUGCAUUUGGCGUUGUACUCCGGGGCCGGCGGCGCUGAGGCGACGAUCGUCCGGCUCCUGCUCGAGUACGGCGCGGAACCGAACCUCGACAAUUUCCAGUUUCGAGUUCUCAACGAGGAUGACGAGUACCCUCAGCCUGGCGACGAGGAACGAAUCAAACUGGUUCUGUCCCAUGGCGGAAGAGCCACCGACGAAUGGACGAUUUUCAGUCUGUAUCAGCUGGAUGGUGGCUCGGCCCUGGUACGGAUGGCGGUCGCCAAUGGUACCAAUCUGAUGGAGCUGGGCUGGGAGUGGUACGAUCUGGUCGGCACGCUGCUCUGGGACGAGGCCAGGAACCGGUACACCGACGAUCAAGUUUUUGAACUGCUGGACCUCGAGCCCCAGCUGAUUACUGUGGUGGAGAAGAGUGCCAAAUAUUCCAUUCCGUACAUCAGACAGCAUCGGCCAGCCCUUGCCGAGCGCCUGAUUCGUGAACCGAGCCCUGUUUACAGGCUGGCGAAUCUGUGUGAGGACUUGUAUCAUUAUCUCUAG